Plutella xylostella (diamondback moth) is the source of this 2503-nucleotide messenger RNA. NCBI's taxonomy places the organism in Eukaryota, Metazoa, Arthropoda, Insecta, Lepidoptera, Plutellidae. The record is from RefSeq and is a predicted model, not a curated record.
UCUUCAAUCCUUGUGUAUGUAAAAAGUGUAGCCUGAUUAAAAAGAACUACCUAUAAAAAAUGCAUAAAAUACUACCUUCCUUGUGCCACUUGCUGAUUCUCUGCAUACGAUAUACAUAGAUUUUUCUAUCAAAUCCAAGUCCAUUUUUCUUGUCCCCAUUGAAUUUCAAAUGUUGUCACCUUAUAAGCGUGGGUGUUUGUUAUUUUUGUGACUAUCUCCCUUUGGAUACAGAGUGAAGUGGUGUUGCUUAUUUUUUAACUUGCGUCAAGUUUAAAACUCAGAAUAAUGAGACACUUCCCUAUCACGCUGUCUCGAGUGGCUCUGCUGCUAGUCCACGCGGCCGGCGCUGGCCUGGCGUCUCCUGCAGUCCUGGUGACGCGGCCGGCCCCCCGCGCCCUCUUGGAGUGGCUGCCCAGGGACAACCAGACCGUUUAUAGGCUGGAUAAGGGAGAGGUUCGGAGAUUAGAGCUGAACACGUCAUCCAUGACGGAAGCAGCAGUGUUCAUCACAGUGAGCCCGUGUGCGCGGGACCUGCACUGGGCCGUGUACCGCGGACAGGCCGGCUGCUCCGAUAGUCGCCUGGGCCUCGUUGCCGAGCACGAAGACGCAGACGUCCACACGUUCUCUGCAGUAGUCGGGAAACAGGACCGAUAUGUAUUACAGCUAUCCACAAUGUUGGGCGGCGCGGCGGCCGUGAGCGUGCGAGGGGAGACCUCGAGACCCGCCCGGAUGAGGCUGCGGGUCCGGUCUAGACGACGACUAGCUGCUAACUGGGACCCUAGCCCCGUCGACCCUCAAGCAACUUCCUACUGCGUGGUGGCGUCACGCAGAAGAAACUACACAUCACUCUGUGCCGCACAGUUCGACCUAAAAAUUAACCGAUUGGAGAACAAACAGAAUCGAUUCACUGGGCAGAAUCGAGUGAUCCAAGACCAUAGUGGAAUGGAAGCGUCAACAGAAUUUGACAAUAAGAUAGAAGUUGAUAGAGACGUCAGUUUGUUUGAUGCGUACGAUUCUGCCAAUUUCAACAGUAUCUAUAGAAGGAAAAAGUAUAGUCGCAGUACGAAAGUCACGAACAUAGACCCAGUCAUCGCCUGUGUUGGAGAUAGGACUCAUCAUUUGAUAGAAAACUUAGAUCCAAGUAUUACCUACCACGUGUCGCUGUUCGGGCUGGGCCAGGACCGGCGCGCCGGUUCACUGCUGGCGGCCGGGAGCGUGCGCCCGCGCACGUCGGUCGCCAAGAGACUGAGGGAAAGCGUCCCUUAUGCGGCUGAGUUGAAGGGGAGACAGGUGUUUUAUUUCAAGUCGACAAUAAGCGCAGGGGGCGGGCUGUGGCUGGUCGUGUCCACGUGCGGCGGCGCUGUCGAUGCGGACGUCUUUGUGAGAGGCACACGUAUUUACUCAGGAAAGAAUAUUGAGCCCUACAAGAACAUCUUCAUCCCGGCUCCGAUGUCCAGCUCCUCCAUCCAAGAGACCAGUGAUGAGGGGGUCCAGUUUGACUCCAGCAGUUCAGAAGAAACGAGGAUGCGCUACGUCAUCAAGCUGACGCCGAGUCGACGGGACUCUUGGAGCGGGGACUUGGGAAUACAGCUAAUAGCGUCAACAUCACGCUGGGGCAUCAACACGCCGGAGCUGGCGGCUGGUGACGGCGCCACGGUGCGUGAGCUGCGCCCGCGCAGGUCGUGUCGCUCCGUGGAUGUCGCCUUCUUACCCGCUUCUCAUCAUGCCACUGAUGUUAUCAGAUAUUGCAUCUCAGCAAGUGAAAUCAUAAAUGGAGAAAGUGACAGUAAGUGUCAUUUCUCGAAGAAGCCAACGUCGAAAUUGCAGUGCAUUAACCGAUCCCAAAAAUCUUCGGUGAAGGUGAUUGUAAGAAAAGUAGAAAAUCUCAAGCCGGGACGAAAAUACGCAAUACAAGUCACUGCCGAGAGCAAAGGAUCUGCUGUGCCAUACAAGACGCUUUAUGUCGAUACAAAUAUAUCUUGUAAAAACGAUAAACUAGGUAGGUUUAUCAAAAGUAGCAGUGAGGUAGAUUCAUAAUGGGUCUCUUAGAGUUAAGGAUUAUCAAUAGAUACAAAUAGAGUGGAAGUUGAUGGAACCAUACCCGCGACAUCUUAAUAGAUUUUCAAAAGUGAUAAAUGAAAGGUAGUGAGCACACAAGAAAAAGACACAGGUGGUAACUUCAACUGAGAUUCUUGCGAACUCGGGAUAUUCGUGAAUUGAAUAGUGAACCCUAGGAAGUAAGGCCUAUGAGUGAACCUGAGUCACUCAUAAAGUAACUUUUAAAGUGGAAUUAUUUAGUUUAAAGUGCCAUAUCCUGGCGAUAGAGACAAAAUUACCUGACUGGCGUGCAAACAUAAGGUUGUAAUUAUCAGAUGUGAUCGUGUCGAAUUACCUAGUUGCUUAGUGCCAAUGUAUAAAAAGCUAACUGACGAUGUAGACAACUUAUUAACAUGAGACCGUGCUGCUUGAAUGAAACAGACAACAUUUAAUUGAACGCUGUUGU